AUGAAUAUGGACUUAUUUUAUGAUCGAAGAAGUGUCCGUUCAUACACUGGAGAAAAAAUUUCUGAGGAAGACAUUAAUAAAAUUAUUCGUGCUGGUUUUUAUGCUCCAACUGCAGUAAAUAAACAAGAAACUGAGUUUAUUAUUAUUAGAGAAAAAUCAGUAUUAGAAAAUAUCACAAAAGUUCAUCCCUAUUCUUCAAUGUUAAAAUCAUGUAGCCACGCUAUUGCUGUUUGUGCUAAUUUAAAGAAAGCUUAUACACCUGAAUACUGGGUUUGUGAUGCUUCUGCUGCUACCGAAAACAUAUUACUUGCUACUCAUAUGCUUGGUUAUGGGGCUGUAUGGCUAGGAGUAUAUCCAGAGAAGGAUAGAAUGGAAUCUAUAAAAAAACUUCUUCAAUUACCAGAACAAGUUGAAGUUCUUUCUAUAAUAUCAAUAGGAGUACCUAAAACUCAACAAAUAACAAGACCUGAAAGAUUUGAUGCAACUCGUUUACAUAACAAUAAGUGGUAA
Entamoeba dispar SAW760 is the source of this 510-nucleotide messenger RNA. Its product is annotated as NADPH nitroreductase, putative. NCBI's taxonomy places the organism in Eukaryota, Evosea, Mastigamoebida, Endamoebidae. The record is from RefSeq and is a predicted model, not a curated record. Gene Ontology annotation, molecular function: oxidoreductase activity. The transcript has a single exon. Bases 1 to 510 code for a protein of 169 amino acids.